AUGGCCACUCACUUCCAUGGGGAGGACUCUGCUGGCCAGCACGACAUCCCUCACACUUCGCAAAUGCUUGACGAUAACGAUCUUCUUGAAGUCCAGAGCGACGUCUACGAGUCUCCGACUUCGAAGAGACUAAGAGAAGAACAAGAGGCAGAUCCCACCGCCCAACCAGAUCAGCUUCGCCUCAAUGGCUCUGAGAUGACUACGAAGGGCUUCGUGAUGCCUCAGCCGAUGUCGAGGACUGUAGCCCCUAUGAAGAGCAAACGUGUGCAGUUCCAGCCUUCAUUCUCCAUGAUGUUCGCUCCUCUUGCCACUCCAAGAACGCCCAAGGAGGAGCCGUCAAGAAAACAAGCUGGCUUGACGAAAGCUGACAACGCUGCUGCUCCCGCUCGCCAGCAAGCCACCGGAUUGAACCAACACGCAUCACACCAAGAAGCCGGGGAGGUCGAUACCGUGACCAAACAAUCACCCCCAGGAAAGCACGGAGUGUCCACGUUCACGGACGAGACCGAACCAGACCAUAAUGACCAGCCUGGAUACAAUCAGUCUACAGCACCGGAAGCCGCUGCAGUGAAUCAUCAGGCUCACGACGCUCAGGAUGACGUUGCGAUGGUUGAAGCAGAGCAGAUCGAUCAGCCCGCCAAGCUUGAAGAUCACAUUAUAGACCAGCAAGCCUCGCCUGCCGUCAUCGAAGUUGCAGAAGAAGCCGUACUCGCUGCCGGUCAUGGAGAGCCUGUCCAGGAAGAUGACGAAUUACCAGCUCACGCCGCAACGGACGACUUUGGCCGGCCAGACGAGCAAAGCUAUCAAAACGUCCCACAGGAGGCUGGUGAGGUUCUUGAUGUCCUGCCUAACGAUGAGCAAAAUCAUGCCGUCGAGGUCGAUGACGGCCAACAGCAUCAUGUCGCUGACAUUGAGCAUGUUGAAGUCGGAAAUGAUGCCAUAGCAGACGAACUUGACGAUACCUGCGUCGACUCAGGUGUCGACAACUCGUGCAUCAAGCAGAACGAGGCGACAAGACACAGCUCCGUGAAAUCAAGCAGAGUGACAAAGUCGCGACAGAGAGCGGCCCAUCGAGAGCACUCCCAGGGGCUCCAGAUCCCUGCAGAGCUCUCCCCGGAGGAGCUUGCACAUAUCUGGGAGCAACGCUACGCCAAGGCCAGAGCCACUGUCAAGAAUAUCCAGCAGCAUCUCGGCGAGGUGCACAACGAGAACAAAGGCCUCCAGGAGGCGUUGGAAAAUGCUACACGGGAAAAUCACGAUCUUCUGGGCACUAACGAAAUUUUGGAGACAGAGGCCGCCUCGUUCCAGGACAAAUAUAGAAAGCUGAAAGCUUUUGCGAAGAAGCUCAGUACCGAAAUGAACGUCUUUCGGACUGACCGACAGAAGCAUCUGGCUACUCAGCAUGAAAUGGAAAUUGCAAAGCAACAUUACCAGGCGGCCUCUGCCGACUUGCAGGCCACCGCCAAGAAGGUUCAGGAGGACUUUGAUAAACAACGUCAUGGCGGGCGAACCAACAUCGCUGCCCUCAAGUCUGAUCUAAGUAGUCACGGCAAGGCGCUGAAGAGUCUGCAAGACCUCGAGAAAGAGAGACACCAAGACUUGCGCAAAGAGCAGAUCGCGAAUGAUCAGCUCCGUAAGGACGUGGCGGCUGUUCGCCAAUCGCAACUGUCUGCGGAACAGGCUGCGCAGAAGCAUGCUGAGCUAUUCUCUGAGCGCGCGAGCGAGAUUAGUGCGAGCAUCACAAAGUUGCCAGAGACUCUUCAUGUUCAACAGACUGAGCACGCGAUCAAGGACUGCCAUCAAGCUGUCAAAGCACAGGACUCGAAGAAUCUUGCAUCUCAAAAGGACGUCGGAAACCUGGCAACGUCUGUAACUCGUUUGCAGGAGUCUGUCACAUCGCAAGAAGUUCUCCUCAGGGAGGGCUUCAAGGAAGCAUCUGCCCAAUGCUCCAAAAUUGAGGCGGCGACAGCUUCUGCACAAGCACCUGUCCAACAGCUACUUGAUCGAACCCAAACCCUGGCUCCUGACUUGGCGAAGAUGCAGGACCUCCAGACCAAGAAUGUCGAGCUCAAGGCGAAAGCUGAGGCAAAGACGCCAUGCUUGUGCAAGUUGAAGGCCAGUUGA
Molecule: messenger RNA, 2124 nt
Organism: Cyphellophora attinorum
Lineage: Eukaryota; Fungi; Ascomycota; Eurotiomycetes; Chaetothyriales; Cyphellophoraceae
Exons: 3
Coding region: 1-2124 (707 amino acids)
Source: RefSeq, a predicted model, not a curated record